AUGAAUGGAGGUAAUAAUACACGGGAUAUACAACAGAAACAGCCACAAAACCAACAAAAUAAGACUCAAUCACCCAGGCGUGCAUUACCUAACAGUAAAAAUGCAGUACUCGUGAACUCUUGUCAGCGUGGUAAUCCAAUAUUAAAAGAAGUCAGAAAUGUUAGCUGGGAGUACACAGAUAUCGUACCGGAUUACGUUGCUGGUUCAAGUACAGGUAUACUAUUCCUCAGUUUGCGCUAUCAUAGAUUACAUCCGGAGUAUAUACAUACAAGAGUUGAACGUCUUGGUGCAAUGUACCAACUCCGUAUAUUACUUCUUAUGUGCGAUGUUACAGAUUCUGAAGCAUCCAUUAAAGAAAUAACCAAGACUUGCUUGAUUAAUAACAUAACAGUAGUAAUAGCUUGGUCUCCACAGCAAGCAGGACACUAUUUGAGUCUUUACCUUCAGCUAGAUAAUAAGCCACCAGACAGUCUCAGAGAGAAGUCUUCAACAGAUUAUCACAGCAUGGUGGCAAACGCUCUUACAACGGUAAAGGGAAUAAACAAGACAGAUGUAUACCAAUUAUUGACGCGCUUUGGGAGCAUAAAAAACAUCGUUAAAGCAUCUCCAGAUGAGAUAUCGAAAUGUCCUGGAUUUGGUGACAUUAAAGUUCGUCGUAUGCAAGAAGCCUUCAUUAGCUUAUUCAAAAUUGGGUUUAAGAAUUCAAAUGACAGCUCAACUGCUAGCAACGAUCAAUCACAACGUGAUAAAAAAACUGGUUUAUUGGGUACAGAAUCUAAUGAUCUUUUAUUACGUGAAAAUUCUCCUUCCCAUCAAGUCAAUGUUCAACCACCUGAAGAAGAGAUUGACUUAUUAGAUUCCGAUGAAGAUGCGCUCAACGAGGUUGUUGCCAAUUUUGAUAGCUUGAGAGAGCAAAAUGAUAAUUCACAGAAGGGAAAAGAACAACAAAAUUAAAGACCCCUUUCGAAUCAAGAAAACGUGAUAGAUUUAUUAGACAGCGAUGAAGAAACAUUGGAACAACAAAAUAGAAAAGCACCUACAAACCAAGAAGAUGUAAUUGAUUUACUGGAUAGUGACGAAGAAGCAUUAAAUCAAGUAGCAGCCGACUUCAAUGUUAGAUAAUUUAUUCUUUUUACAAAUGCGAU
Molecule: messenger RNA, 1145 nt
Organism: Wallemia mellicola CBS 633.66
Lineage: Eukaryota; Fungi; Basidiomycota; Wallemiomycetes; Wallemiales; Wallemiaceae
Product: DNA repair protein rad10
Exons: 7
Coding region: 1-954 (317 amino acids)
Biological process (GO): meiotic mismatch repair; mitotic recombination; UV-damage excision repair
Cellular component (GO): nucleus; ERCC4-ERCC1 complex; nucleotide-excision repair factor 1 complex
Molecular function (GO): single-stranded DNA binding; damaged DNA binding
Source: RefSeq, a predicted model, not a curated record